This is a messenger RNA of Saccostrea cuccullata (small rock oyster), 675 nucleotides long. RefSeq names its product fibrinogen-like protein A. The record is from RefSeq and is a predicted model, not a curated record. NCBI's taxonomy places the organism in Eukaryota, Metazoa, Mollusca, Bivalvia, Ostreida, Ostreidae. The coding region runs from base 1 to 657 and encodes 218 amino acids. The transcript has 4 exons.
AUGGAUCACCGUUUGUUUUAUGAAUUUCAUCUUACAGAAUGUUCAGAUUGUAACUGUGUUGGUGAUAAAACCAGCGAGAGUGGCGUUUAUGAAAUAACUGUUGACGGAAACCUGACCUCUGUUUAUUGUGAAAUGAAAGAUGGUCACACAUGGAUGACCAUUUUCAGAAGAACGAUCGGUGAUGUUCCCUUUAAUGUUGGUUGGUCGAGUUAUGAAACUGGAUUUGGGAACAAAGAAGGCGAUCACUGGAUAGGUUUAAAGAUUAUGAACCAUUUCACGACUUCCGGUUGGAGCAGUUUGAGAAUUGAGAUGGAGGACAUCGUUGGCUAUUUUGGUUAUGCUCAAUAUAGCAGAUUCCUGGUGGACAGUGCCUCUGUUGAUUAUCAACUGACAUUAUCAGGAUACUCUGGAACUGCUGGUUUUGAUUCCUUCAGCUACCACAACAACAUGAAGUUCUCCACAAAAGAUCGAGACAACGAUUUAUCAACAACGAAAAACUGCGCGUCAAAUUACGGCAAUCCAUGGUGGAACCGAGACUGCUUCCGGGUCAAGUUCACUACCAACACCUUUACCAGUCUCGGCUGGUACAAUUGGUUCACCGGAAAUUACCAACAGCUGACGAGGAUCACGAUGAUUAUUAGAAAACCAUUCGGAUAAUGAACCAAAAAUGUGGUA